AAAAGAGGUCGUUUUAUUUUCACACUGAAUAACAAGCAGUAGCUGCUGUUUGAGGCCCAGCAGUCUGAGCUGUGCUGCUUCAGGUUUCUGUUAAUUGGUUUGUUUACGAUGCUCACACGUUGCACAGCACAGGCCAGGACAACAUGAAUGACAAGAACAACACUGAGGAGAUUCAGAGGGUAUUUCAAGAUGCCCCUGCAGAUAGACAGGCUCUCCUGGACAACUAUAGCAACCUGCACAAGGUAGCUGAGUACUGUGAGAGCAACUACUUGCAGGGGGAAGACCAGGCAAAGGCUCUGGAGGAGACAAAAGCCUUCACCACCCAAUCCCUGGCCAGUGUAGCAUACCAGAUCAGCACUCUCGCCACCAGAGUGCUCAGACUGCUGGACCUGCAGACUGACCAGAUGACCAGGAUGGAGUCUUCUGUGAACUUGGUCGCACAGAUGGUGGACAUGCACCGGGAAAAAGUGGCCCGCCGGGAAAUUGGUGCCUUCACCACCGCCAGGAAAAUGCCCCGGAUCCAGAAAACCAUUCCUCCCGCUAGCCAGGAGCCGGGAGGCAGGUACAUCCGGAAUCUCAUUACCUACACUGAACUGGAUUCCAUAGGGCAUGGUGUGAAGAGCAUGAGCCAACAGCUGGGCAAAACUGACACCUUGAACAUGAAACCGUCACCGGACAGCAGCGAGGCCCAGGGGACACUGGGGAGGAGUUCUCGAGCCCCUGAACCUGUCCAAUGUCCUGUUGUUCCAUCGGUGUCCCGCGGACUGUCCGUGUCCUCUCUCAAUGAGCGUUCCACUGGUUCCAGUUUUGGGAUCGCGGUGCCCCCUCCUACAGUGCCUGCCUUCAGUGUAUCGGACAUCCCGCCACCUGUCUUGGAGGAGUACCCGCUGCCCCCUCCCCUGGAUAUUCCCCCUCCACCUCCGCCAGCCCCCGCUAUCCCAUCAGUCCCUGCUGCAGCUCUAGACCCCCCUCCUCCUCCUGCAUUCUUAAUAGGAGAAAAUGGUUUCCCCCCACCUAUGAUGUCAGACCUUCUCCCACCUCCUCCAAUGGCUGACGGCCUACCAGCGCCUCUCCCGUCCAAUAGGCUCAGUUCAGCCUCCUCUCUGCAAUGCUUUCAGCUCCAUUGUAAAAGGCUGAGAGUGCAGCGCUACUCUACCAUCUCCCGUCAAGCCCGUUUGGGGCGCUUGGGUCUCUCUCUGCGCUCACUGCAUGUCCAGGGGCACAGCCUGUCGCUCUCCUCCCUGCACACAUUGAUCAUUCCACCCCCGCCUCCCUACCGCCCCGCUCUAGCCCCACUCCUCCCACAGAUAAACCUCACCGAGCUCUCCAGCCGCUUUCAGCAAAUUGAGGUGGGUUUCCAGGCCUCUUACCCUCCGCCGGAGAUGUACAACGAGUUUGAUGACUGCAGUCCCCCUCCCCCUCCCCCUGCGGACUUUGAUGACGGGGCUCCUCCCAAUUACGUGGAGAAAGUAGUCGCGCUGUACGCCUACAGCACUGACAAGGCUGACGAGCUCUCGUUUGAAGCGGGAGAGAUUAUUUUCGUCACCAAGAAGAAUGCUGAUGGCUGGUACGAAGGGGUCCUGAACGGCGUGGAAGGAUUCUUCCCUGAAAACUACGUGGGGCCGGCCCAUUAACAGUGCAGCAGGUCAAGGAGGACGUAAACAAACCAAGCAGUCAACCAAGCCUGCUUCUUGAUUAAGCGCAUAAAGACUAAACUGUGCAAGAAUGUACUCAGUAGACACCAACGGCUGGUUUCACAGGCCAGGGUUAUUGUUGGAUUGCUUUAGCUGAGGUAACAUAGGGUAAUCGGGGUUUGUGAAACUAGCCGUAAGAAUUCAUAUCGCUGCCUAAAGAUGAAAAUCAUCAGGGUUACCAUUGCUUAAAAAAAACUUUUAGUAAAAAAAAAAAAAAAAAAAGUAGAGCUGAUAACGCAUGCUUAUAAAGAAUCCAUUAUUGUUAUUAAUACUAUUUCAUGUUUUACAUGUGUUUUAAAUUGUUUGCACUUUUGAAUGGGACUGGACAAAAAAAAAAACCAGAUUGCUUUGUUAAAAUGUUUCUAUUUAACUUUAAUGGAUUAAUACAGAGCAUAUAGCACCCCCUGGUGGCUAUAUAUUAGACAGUCCAGAGUUCAUUUAAGGGACUGUGAGAUCAAAAUGUUUUAUAUUAUAAUGCAACAGGCACUUACAAAAAAAAGUAAAUGGCUCAGAGAUAAUAUAUAAAUGAUAAAUUAUAAACAAUAAAAAUGAUACUGUAUUA
Messenger RNA from Acipenser ruthenus (sterlet), 2256 nucleotides. RefSeq names its product ABI gene family member 3-like. The coding region runs from base 144 to 1634 and encodes 496 amino acids. Lineage: Eukaryota; Metazoa; Chordata; Actinopteri; Acipenseriformes; Acipenseridae. The transcript is spliced from 11 exons. The record is from RefSeq and is a predicted model, not a curated record. Gene Ontology annotation, cellular component: lamellipodium. Gene Ontology annotation, molecular function: SH3 domain binding.